UGAGUUUUUGCUGUGCCGGGGCUGUAGCAUUUUCAUACCGCUGUCGACCUUUGGAUCUCAGCCCUUGGGAAGAGUAGGUAGAUCCGCCGUCCUCGCUGACAAUUGGCUGUGCUCCUCUUCUCUUAAUUACUGCUGCUUCCAAUUGCGCUUCAGCUUGUAACCAAAACAGAGAAAUGAUGUGGCGCGAGUGUGCGCGAUGCUGCUGGAGCCCAAAGUCCCCGGUCCUUAGCGCAGGCACUUAUCGGAAUGUUUGAAGAUUAACGAGGUUAACCGUGUCCUCUAGACCACCAGAGCUACAGCAGCUGUUCCCAGCAGGCCACGAAGCCACCAUAGCAGCCGGACAGCGUGUGGAGUCGGACUGACAGGAAGGAAGUAACCGCUGUAUCUGAUCGGGACAAGCAGAGCCCAGUACCAUGACUGAAAAACGAAUGUCGCGGUGGUAUUUCGGUGGGCUGGCAUCAUGUGGAGCCGCCUGCUGCACUCAUCCUCUGGAUCUCAUUAAGGUACACUUACAGACGCAGCAGGAGGUGAAGAAGAGGAUGAUAGGAAUGGCCGUUCAUGUGGUGAAGAACGACGGAGUCCUGGCUCUAUACAGUGGUCUGUCUGCUUCACUGUGUAGACAGAUGUCAUAUUCCCUCACCAGAUUUGCCAUCUAUGAAACAGUGAGGGACAUGCUGGGCAGCACGAACCAGGGCCCCAUGCCUUUUUACCAGAAGGUCCUGCUGGGAGCCUUUGGAGGUUUCACUGGUGGGUUUGUUGGGACCCCUGCAGACAUGGUGAAUGUCAGGAUGCAGAAUGACAUGAAACUACCACCAGAACUGAGGAGAAACUACAAACAUGCCAUUGAUGGGCUCUUUAGAGUCUUCAGAGAAGAGGGCAUAAGGAAACUCUUUUCAGGAGCCUCCAUGGCCUCCAGCAGAGGAGCAAUGGUUACUGUGGGACAGUUGGCAUGUUAUGACCAAGCCAAGCAGCUGGUGUUAGGAACAGGCAUGAUGGGAGAUAACAUAUUCACACACUUUCUUUCCAGCUUCAUUGCUGGAGGCUGUGCUACAUUCCUGUGUCAGCCUCUAGAUGUACUGAAGACGAGGCUGAUGAAUUCAAAAGGAGAGUAUACAGGGGUGAUACACUGCUUACGAGAAACGGCCAAACUGGGUCCACUGGCAUUUUACAAGGGACUUGUUCCUGCAGGAAUCCGCUUGAUUCCCCACACAGUGCUCACCUUCAUCUUCCUUGAGCAGCUCAAGAAAUACUUUGGCAUUCGUAUCAUCUCCUGAUUGCCCUCCGACCAGCCGCUCUUCAGCCACCCUCACUGCCUAUCAAUACACCCACAGUCACUCUGCUGUUCAUCAAAGGAAAGAAGGGAAGGAAGGAAGACAUGCACAGUUUGAUAAUGCUGGUGUAUGCUUUCCCUCUCCUUUAGCUCUACCUCUACAUUACAGCUAGAAGUCGAAUUGUUUUUAUAUUUGGAGCACCAACUUCCAGUAAGGAGCUAAUCCUCUUCUGAUUACCAUAAAUACUAAUGGUAUGAUAUUAGUUAGAAAUGACUUAAUCUAAAGGGUCUGUAAUGGGUUAUUAGAAUGACGGAUAAUAAAAUUAUAGAUAGAUAUCCAUGAUAAUUUUAGCUACAGAUUGGUACGUGAUUGUAACAAUUUAAUUAACAAUUAUUGCUUAAAUAUGUCCUUUUCUAACCUUUGAUUGUUAUCAUAUUAUACCAAGACCAUGAUUAGGAUUUAUAGAGUUGUAAAAUCUACUUAUGAAGCUUAUAAACAAACCCAGCAUGACCUUGUCCUCAGUGUAACUCUGAUAGACAGUAACAGUAAAUACCAAA
Molecule: messenger RNA, 1828 nt
Organism: Oreochromis niloticus (Nile tilapia)
Lineage: Eukaryota; Metazoa; Chordata; Actinopteri; Cichliformes; Cichlidae
Gene: slc25a10b
Product: solute carrier family 25 member 10b
Exons: 11
Coding region: 414-1274 (286 amino acids)
Biological process (GO): transmembrane transport
Source: RefSeq, a predicted model, not a curated record